AUGAGCUCGCCUCCUUUACAUGUUAUUAACCGCUGUAACAACAGGUUUUAUUCAUAUCCAAAUUAUAUUACAACCAAAGCCGAUAUUAAUGAGAAUGCAUAUGCAAUAAAUGCACUUGAAAGUUUACAUAGUUUUGCUGACAACAAACAUAAUCAAAAUGAAGCCAAAGACAAGUGUCCAAAGAAUAUUGAAGAUACCAAAACUCAGCAGAGACCAUCCUCAUUCUACCCCUUACAAGAAGUUGCAAACAAACCAAUGAAUCUGACCUCGCCAUCAAAAAUAUCACGGUUUUCAAGAUUCAUCCACAAGUUUCAUUUAAGAACAUCUAAAACUACAAGUCAAAACAAAAAAUACAAUACGGUAACAGGAAUUAGUAUUGCACCUACUACUAGUGGUCAUUCAACAUUAUGGAAAAGGAGAUUUUCUAGACAUCAUACUUCUAUGUUUAACCCUAGGGAGGAAAAACUGCUUUCUUUACAUUUGCCUACUGAAAAUCUAACUGAUUCUAAGCUUAGUGAUAUAUUUUCACCUCCAGUUUAUGAGCCAAUGAAGACUAUCGAUUCAUUAAAAGAUCAACUAAACAUAAAUGAAGAAGUUUCAACAAAUUAUCCUUCCAAGUCAUUUGAUUUUGAUUUUCUUUACAAUGAUAGUUUCUUUACCACAGCAGUUCGGAAACCAAUCUCUUAUGAUAAUUCACAAAUAACUGAUGAAACUAUUGUAAUAUAG
Molecule: messenger RNA, 726 nt
Organism: Lodderomyces orthopsilosis Co 90-125
Lineage: Eukaryota; Fungi; Ascomycota; Pichiomycetes; Serinales; Debaryomycetaceae
Exons: 1
Coding region: 1-726 (241 amino acids)
Source: RefSeq, a predicted model, not a curated record